Molecule: messenger RNA, 5049 nt
Organism: Fundulus heteroclitus (mummichog)
Lineage: Eukaryota; Metazoa; Chordata; Actinopteri; Cyprinodontiformes; Fundulidae
Gene: eea1
Product: early endosome antigen 1
Exons: 29
Coding region: 130-4317 (1395 amino acids)
Biological process (GO): endocytosis
Cellular component (GO): early endosome
Molecular function (GO): metal ion binding; 1-phosphatidylinositol binding
Source: RefSeq, a predicted model, not a curated record
CAUCCCAUCCGCGACCCGCCCAUCCGCCGCUUCUCCCACAGCCUGGUCAGGUGUUCGCAGUUCCCUCACGUAAACUUUGCAUCUUGAUAACUGAUCAGCUUCUGUGUCGGGACAAACCCAGUCGAGGACAUGUUCCGACGGAUACUUCAAAUGACUCCUGGGAAGGGAGGCUCCCAGAACGCAGAGUCGGAGAAGCCGCCCGCCGACCUCAACCACGACCAGACGUCUGAGGGCUUCAUCUGUCCUCAGUGCAUGAAGUCCCACAACUCUGCGGACGAGCUCUUCAAGCACUACGAGCUGUUCCACGACACCGGAGACCUGCCCGCUCACGUGGCCCCCACUCGCGAAGACCUGACGAUGUUGCGGCAGGAGGUUCAGGACCUCCACGCUUCUCUCAAGGAGGAGAGAUGGUUCUCUGGAGAACUAAAGAAAGAAUUGGACAAAGUUCAAGGACAACUGAAGCAAAACGACGAGCAGAUGAGCCCCGAGGAUUCAGCUCUUGAACGGAAGCUGGUGGAAGCCGAGACAGAGAAGUUCAACAUCAAGCAGAUGAAAGACCUGUUUGAGCAGAAGGCGGCGCAGCUGGCCACGGAGAUAGUAGACCUGAAGUCCCGUUACGAUGAGGAGAAAAGCCUGAGGGAGGCGGCCGACCAGAGGGUUUCCAGUCUGAGCGAACAGCUGCAGAAGGAGAAGCAGGACAAUGAGCGGCUCCAGACGGAACUGCUGCAGCGGCCGGGAGUGGAGGACGUGGAGGUUCUGCAGAAGGAGCUGGUGCAGGUGCAGACGCUCAUGGACCGCAUGACCCGCGAGAGCGAGGAGGAGUCGGAGCGGCUCAAGAACCACUAUGCGGAGCUGCAGGCCAACUACACUACCUCAGAGAUGACCGUAUCCCAACUGAAAGCCGAGCUGGAGAAGGGUCCUCAGGAAGCCGCCGUCUACACACAACAAAUCCACGAGCUGCAGGGCAAUCUCAACAAUUUGCAGCAACAAUGUCAGGGCGUCUCUGAAAAGCUUGGGCAAAAGGAGAAGGAGCUCCAAGAUCUGGAGGAGCGUCUGGGAGCGGAGAAAGCUGCCAAGAAGGGACUCCAGGACAGCCUGAGGGAGAGGGAGACGGAGGUGCAGGAGCUCCAGGCUCGCGCCACGGGGGCCGAAGCGUCCUUUCAGAAGACGCGGACCGAGCUGGCGGACAGGGCCGAGGAGGUGUCCAAGCUGAAGAGCGAGCUCGCGGAGCUGGAGGUGAAGCACGCAGAGCUGAAGGUGGAGAGGAAACAGCUGGAACAUCAGAAGGAGGAAAAAGAAAGCCAAGGUGCCCAGCAGCAGACGGAGAUCAGCCAGCUGCACACCAAGCUGCUGGAGGCGGAGAGGCAGGUGGGCGAGCUGCAAGGCCGUCUGAAGGAGCAGAGGCAGUUGUCUGGAGAGAAACUGAAGGACAGAGAGCAGCAGGCCGCCGACCUCCAGCUCAAACUGUCCCGAACAGAAGAACAGCUGAAGGAGAGCUCCAGUAAGAACUCGGACCUGCAGCACCAGCUGGAGAAAGCCAAGCAGCAGCACCAGGAGCUCCAGGCGCUGCAGCAGAACACCAACGGCAAACUGCGGGAGGCGCAGAAUGACCUGGAGCAGGUGCUGCGUCAGAUUGGAGACAAAGACCAGAAGAUCCAGAACCUGGAGGCUCUCCUUCAGAAGAGUAAAGACAUCGUGAGCCAGCUGGAAGCCGAACGAGAGGACCUGUGUGCCAAAAUCCAGGCUGGGGAGGGAGAGACGGCGGUCCUUAACCAGCUCAAAGAGAAGAACCAUGCGCUACAUGAACAGGUUGCACAGUUGACUGACAAGCUGAAGAACCAAUCAGAGAGCAACAAGCAGGCCCAGGAUAACCUCCACAAGCAGGUCCAGGAGCAGAAGACGCAGCUGCGUUCGGCCCAGGACCGAGCCCAGACCCUGGAGACGUUGGUGUCCGAGCUCACCGCCCAGCUCGCCGACAGCAAGGAGAAGGUGUCCCAGCUGGACGCUCAGCUGAAGGCCAAAACAGAGUUGCUUCUGUCUGCAGAGGCGGCCAAGGCUGCGCAGAAGGCCAGCCUGGAGAACAGCCUGGAGGCUUCCCAGCAUGCACUGCAGGACAAACAGCAGGAGCUGAGCGAAGCUCAGAAGAAGCUGGAGGAGCAGGCCCAGAAGCUCAGAGAGAGACAGGAGCAGUGCGCUCAGCUGGAAGGCAACCUGAAGGAAUGCAAGGACAGACUGCUGGCCUCGGAUCAGCGGGUGGAGCAGCUGGAAGGGCUCGGCAAGAAACUGGAGUCGCAGGUGGCGGAGGCGCAGAGUGCGAGAGAUCAGCUGCAGCAAGAGGCGCAGAAGCUGCAGAAGGAGGGUUCAGAGGCCAAACGGAAAGCAAAGGAGCUGCAGCGCUCUCUGGAAACAGAGAAGGAAGGAGCCAAGAAUCUGCACGAGGAGGUGCAGACGAAGGCGGCUGCCCUGAGCGGCGCGCAGCAGCAGCUGGAGCGCUGCGAGCAGGAAAUGGCGGCUCUGAAGGUGAACCUGGACAAGGUGACCCAGGAGGGAAAGGCUCGGCAAGCGGAGCUGGACGGCAAGGCUCAGAGUCUGGGCGGAGAGCUGCAGAAGGCCCAGCAGGAGAAGGAGGCGCAGAGGAAGGAGCUGGUGGCCGCUCGGGAGAGCCUGCAAAAGGCCACGAAGGCACUGAAGGAGAGUCAGAAUCAGCUGGAGGCUGAGAGGAAGAGCCAUAAAUCAGCCAUGGAGGAGAAGGACAAGUCCAACGAAAAGACACGAGAGGAGCUUCUCAAAGCGAACGAAGCCGUCGCCACGAGAAUGAAGGAGUCCAAGGAGCAGCUGGAGCGAACGAGGGAGGCGGAGAAAACGUUGAAAGCGCAGCUCGCGUCGUUAGAGCAGCAGCACUCGGAGACUCGGGGGACGCUGAAGGAAAAGGAGGCCCAGCUGGAGAAGCUGCAGGAUCAGCUGAACGCCGUGCGGGGCUCCUCAGAGGAGGAGGCCAAGAGGCUGCGGGGCCGAGUGGCCGAGCUGCAGGAGGCGGGCGUCAGGAAGGCAGAAGAGGAGAGUAAACUGAAGGCCCGGAUGUCAGAGCUCAGCCAGGAGCUGUCCUCCGAGAGGAGCCGGAUGACGGCGCUGCAGAAGGCCUUGGAGCAGAGCCAGCAAAACCUCAAAAAGCUCCAGUCCGACCUCUACGGCAAAGAGUCCGAGGUUUCCUCUCUGCGUCAAGACCUGAAGGGCUCCGAGGAGAAACUGAGCGUGGCGCAGGAGGAGCUGGCGGCCAAUCGGACCCACCAGACGGCUCUGGAGGCUCAGAUCCAGGAGCUCAAGGCGGCCCGGUCCACGCUGGAGCAAGACCUUUCCGAACGGCACCAGAAGCUCCAGCAGCAGGAGCAAACCCUGAAGGAGCUGCAGCAGCAGGAGGGUCAAGUCAGGGAGGAGCUGCAGAGGGAGAGGAGCAAGGCGGAGGAGCUGCACAAAGCCAAGAGCGCGCUGGAGAAGAGCAGCGGCAAGCUAACCUCCGAGCUGAAAACACUGGCGGAGAAAAGCGAGAAGGAACUGGGUGAGCUGCAGGAAGCGAAGCAGCUGCUGAUCCAGCAGAAACUGGAGCUGCAGGGUCAAGUGGAGGCGGCGCAGGAGGCACUGAAGGAGGAGCGGAGGGAGCACCAGGCCACCAGGGACAGCCGCGGCAAACGGGAGGAGCAGCUCCUGGCCCAGACAAAGGAGGUCCAGGAUCAGCUGGCGGCGGCGAGGCGAGCCAGAGAGGAGCAGGCGAAGCGCGGCGAGGAGGCCGAAGCCAAGCUGGGCGCUCAGGUGACGGCCCUGAACGAAAACGUGGCCACGCUGAAGAGGGAGUGGCAGAGCAGCCAGCGGAGGGUGAGCGAACUGGAGAAGCAGACGGACGAGCUGAGAGGGGAGAUCGCCGUGCUGGAGGCGACCGUCCAAAACAACCAGGACGAGCGGCGGGCCCUUCUGGAGAGGUGUGUUGCAGGUGAAGGCGAGAUCGAGAAGCUCCAGGCCAAAGGGGCGGAGCUCCGCAGGAAGCUGGACGACACCACGGCGGCCAUGCAGGAGCUCGGCAGGGAGAACCAGUCGCUCCAGAUCAAACAGUCGCAAAGUCUGACUAGGAAGUGGGCGGAGGACCACGAGGUUCAGAACUGCAUGGCCUGCGGGAAAGGCUUCAGCGUCACGGUCAGGAAGCACCACUGUCGACACUGCGGGAACAUCUUCUGCGCCGAGUGCUCGGCGAAGAGCGCCCUCACGCCGUACUCCAAGAAGCCCGUGCGGGUUUGCGAGACGUGCUUCGAGGAGCUCCAGGGCUGAUUGCCAGUGGCCUCCCGCCCCGCGGCUCCUUCCCUUUAACCCUUUCUAUUCAAACGGGCGGAACGAAGGCUCGUCUUUGUCAUUUUCAAUGUGCACUAAUGAAGGACAGACCCAGCGCAAGGACUCCCCAUCUGCACGGGCCUCUCCGGCGCCGGUGUGGAUGGAUUCACCGAGGGGACGCCACAGGGAACGCGGUGGGAUCCGUCUGUAUCUGUUUUCGUGCCUUUUGCUACUCCUGUGGACUGCCAGAGAGCGGGGUCGGUGAAUCCUCGCUCAUCUCUUUACGCUGACGCCCGGCAUCGUCAGCGGCUGUGAGGCGGCCGCUUUGACCUCUGUCCGUGUUUGUUGGUGUCACGCUGCACGCCUGUGGAGCUCAGAGCAGCUCUGCCACACAAAGGAAAGCGCACGUGACCGUUUUAUUAGUGGUAUCUGAUUAAGCAAUUCCAUUAUUUUCCGUGACUUGUUUUUCACGUAUUAAAUAAAUUCGUAUAUUUCAUUAUUUGGCCCGCGGAUUCACGUCGAACUCAUUAUUUAUUUACUGCAGUUAAAUUGUCACCGUAAAGUAAUAAAGCUAUAACUGAAGUUUUAUAACUUCGUUAACUAAUAAACAAAAUUAGGGGUUCUGAAAGCUACAUUUUCAUUCAGUCAAUUACAGUUUGGAGCUGAUCUAUGUUUGUUCUUUGGUUUGAGGACUAUAAGAAUAUGUGAUUGUGACGCCUUAAAGUGUACGUC